Messenger RNA from Protopolystoma xenopodis, 546 nucleotides. Lineage: Eukaryota; Metazoa; Platyhelminthes; Monogenea; Polystomatidea; Polystomatidae. The record is from the annotation of a GenBank genome assembly.
ACGAAAGAGGGUCAGGUCAAAGUAAUAUCCGAAGACGGUCGGGCAAUGUGCUAUCAGUGGUCAUCAGCCGAGCAACGCUGGAUCAAGAUCGGUGAUGUGGUUGGUACCUCACAGCAGAGCGAUGGGUUAUCGAGCUCACGGCAGUUAUUUGAAGGCAAAGAAUAUGACUUCGUGUUUACCGUGGACUUUGAUCCAAACAAUCCGCCUGUUAAACUGCCCUACAAUCGGACUGAUGACCCUUGGAUGGUGGCACAGACCUUUAUCCACAAAUAUGAUCUUCCCCAAACGUAUUUAGAUCAAGUAGCAAAAUACAUAAUCACUAAUGCCGGACCUCUUAACCCCAGAAGCUUCACUUCCGACUACAUUGAUCCUUAUACUGGUACCAGCAGGUAUAUACCUGGCUCUGCUACCAGUCCCAGUGGUGCCAGUGGUGAAGGCAACCUACCCACCAAUGAAUCUCCAUCUCAGCUUGAGCUUGUUUCUCCGUACAACGCGUGUUUUCCUGCUGAGGUAGCUGUCCUUAUCAAAGCAGUCACAACAAACUAA